Molecule: messenger RNA, 906 nt
Organism: Bipolaris maydis ATCC 48331
Lineage: Eukaryota; Fungi; Ascomycota; Dothideomycetes; Pleosporales; Pleosporaceae
Molecular function (GO): oxidoreductase activity
Source: RefSeq, a predicted model, not a curated record
AUGUCAUGGACAUUACUGACAUCACGGCUUCAACAUGUGGAGUUCAUCUUCAUUCUCAGGAUAGGAUCUAACGGCAUUGGCCAAGGCAUAAUAAAACUGCUUGCCAAAACCCGAUAUCCACAACGAUUAUACAUCUGCGCUACAUCUCGCAGCGGCCUAGACCUCAAAAUUCAACCAUUGCCUCCAAACGAGAUCCGAUACGUCGAACUCAACAUCUCAGACACAUCCUCCAUCAGAACAUUCAUCAGCAACACUCUACAGAAAGACAGCAAAAUCGACGUCUUAAUCAACAACAACGGGGAGACACCCGAGCUAACCGAACGAACGGUUAAUAUCAAUUACUAUGGCACAAAAGAAAUGUGCCAGCUCUUCCUCACCCAAGGAGAAAUGAACAAAACGCCGAAUUCGCGCAUAGUAAACGUCAACAGCACUGCCUCUUCCCUUUCAAACAACACUUCCCCCAUACAAUCGCGUUUCCCCUCUGUAAAGUCAGUUUCAGUCAUCGAUGCCUUAGCUCAAGAAUACAUUUACGCCGUAAAGUCGCAAAAGCAGGAGGAAGCUGGCUUUGGGGCACCGCCGAAAUCAUACCAAGUUAGUAAAGCAUUUACAAAUGCGUUGACAUUAGUGUUGGCGAGAGACAAUGAGGGUGUGGCAGUGAAUUGCUGUUGUCCUGGGUGGGUAGAUAGCGAUAUGGGAAAUCAGAUUGGGAAGCCGCCGAAGACAUUGGAGGAGGGCGCAAGGAUACCUGUUAGACUUGGGAUAGGCGAUUCAGGGGAGGGCGGUAACAAAGACGGAGGCCUGGAUAGCGAUAGCAAGGAGAAGGUUAGCGGAAGGUAUUUCGGAAAUGACGGUGUGAGAGAUAAAGGGUGGAGGGAGAGCAAGGCAGCGGUAAUUAUAUCUCAAUAA